AAAAACUUUACAUUUGUUGCCCAUUGCAACGAAAACCGCGUCCCAACUUGUCAAAAAUUUGUAAAAAUGUCCAGGAUUUCUUCUACUUUUGGAAAGCAAGAAAGUUUAAUGUCAUCUCAGAAGUCUUUAGGAGGUUGGUAGGAUUAAAAAUCGGAAGGAAACUGUUACUUCGUAUUAUCGCAUGCAUUUAAAGAUUGAAGUGUUAUUUCGGUGACGGACAAUAUAACCUUUCACCCCUGUAAUCCAAGCAAAUAACACUAUAGCCCCGCCUCCUUUAGACCGUAGUGCAUUAAUUGUAAACUUGGUAAUUAGGUUAAAAAUUUGGCGUGUAAAAUCCAUUGGAAUAUAUACAAUAUCAAUAUAGAAAUACUAUGACAGAAAGAAUUUCUGCACCAAUGGGUACACAAACUGCUGAUGUUAUUGAAUGGAGCAGGUCAUUGAGAUCAAGAAGUCCUUCUCCAUCCAGGCAGAAUGUUAGGUCUCGUAGUCCAUCACCCUCUCGACCUUCUACAGACAGAGUUAUUGGAAACUGGAGGAGGUCUGAUAUGGACAUAGGAAAUUACCUGACAGAUGUGCAGAAGUCAAUGCCAGAUUUUACAUUUAAGAAGACAAAGACUUCAAACAAGAUGAGGAAAAGCACAGGCAGUUUAGCUGCUAAUUUUAAUUCUACAUCUUAUCAGAAAUCGAAGUCAAACUUGGCCAAUCUAGAUAACAUUGAAGCAGAAUAUAUAAAAAAUCUACAGCAGCAAAUCUACUUCCUGGAACUAGAAUCAAAUUAUCUUCGAGACCAAGCAAAGAAAGCAACAGAAAUGCAUCCAAAGAUGACAGCCGAAGCAGAAAGAAUGUUAACAAAAUUGAGAUCUAUGCAGCUGGAAAUAGAUAGUUUACAGAUGGAAAUAAAGAAGAAAGAAACAAUAAUUGCGGUGACCAAUACUGAGAAAGAGAAAACAUUUGAGAGGCUGCAUGAUGAAGAAGCUGCCAGAUCCAGAGAUAAGAGAAACCUAAUGGAUGAAAUAAUAGAGCUUAAGAAAGAGAAAGAUAUGAUGGACAGGGAAUUGAACCAGAAAGAUUCUCAGUUGUUUGAUGCCAAAACUGAGCUUGAUAAGAGUGCAACUGCACUUAAAAAUGCUGAAAUAAAAAUCCAGUCCCUUAGGAGUCAGCUGGAACAAAGAGGUGAACAACAUAAUUUGACCCAGAUAACUUUAGAUGAGAAGAGGAGCGAGUUAUUGAGUGUUCAGACACAGCUGAGGGAGCUGGAAGAUAAAUACUACAAUAAUACUUUACAAAUACAAGACAAAGUAGCUAAUGACUUAAAGGUUAUGUCAUCAAAUGAGGAUGAGAUUCGUCUGUUGAGACAGAAUUUGAAGGAGACAGAAAUGACAGCAGAACAUGAUAGAUACAUGAAGUCUAAGUUGACUGAUGAUAAUGCCAAUCUUGUCAGAGAAAAUGCUUUACUCACUCAACAGCUUGGGGAUCUACAAAAAGAAAUUGAAAGGGAACGUGGUGCUAGGCAAACUACUGAGUCUAGACACACUCAGAGUCACAGUGAAUUAAUACAAUUAAGAGACAGGGAAAAAGAUGCCAAGUUUGAAAUAAGUCAUCUUCAAGAACAACUUAGAAAAGAACAAGAGAAAUCAAGACAUUAUUUAGAGAAUUUAACAAAGACAGAAUCUAGCACAACCACAACAGAACUACAGCUAAAGACUGUAAAGAGUAGAGUUUCAGAGUUGGAAAGUUUCCAGCAUGCAGUGGAAAGAGAAUGUGAACAACUACGCAAAGAUAAACUGCUUUUGGUGGAUCACGUCUCAGAAAUACAGAGAAAGCUUGAGUCAAAGGAGCAGGAGAUAAUGUUGUUGAGAUCACAGAACCAGACAAUGGAAGGCAAGCUGAGGGAUACAGAUAGAAUGAGUAUGAUGGAAUCAUCUAUGCAAAGUCAGAAAUGGGAGGAGUUUGAAAAGUUAGCAGAAAGUAUGAGGUCAUUGUCACAUACAAUGUCCCAUACUGGUUCCUCUACAACCAGGAUCCAGCAGUACUGAAGGAUGCAACAAGGAAGAUUAUCAUGACUAUAUAGUGAUAUAUUUAUUUAUUUAAGUUACCCAAUUAAAUUGCUACAUGUUAUGUAGAAUAGUGCUUUUAAAGUUAAUUGAAUGUCAUCUGGUAUGUUUGUAGUAUUGUAUGAUUUCCUACAAAAUAAUGUUUAGUAAAAUAUGAUGAAAUCAUACAAAGUUUCAAGUUUCAGAAGUUUACAAAUGCAAAAAGGUCAUGAAGGAUGAAACAAGUUACCCUCAGAUGUUCAAGGGUUAAAGAUAGAAAUUAAAAACAUAUUGUAUAACAGCAUAAUUGCUCUUAAUUGAUAUAUUUUAGCUGUCAAAUUUACCAAUAAAGUUGUAGUGCAUAACUGUCAGCUUGUUGGAUGCAGAAGAAAGUGUAUAUUUUUUUUUACAUCUAAUAAGUUUUGCAUACAGAGUUAUAAUUGUGAUUAAAGGGAGAUAAAUCACAUAAUUUACUAUGGUAUUUUAGGAUUAUUAAAAUUGAAAUUACAAUUAUGAUAACUCGAUUAACGUUUUAUUGAUUUAAUUUUAUCAAAUAUUUUUUUAAUUUAUGCUUUUUUUUAUCAGUUAGUUUGUUAAGUCUAAGUAGUCUGUAAAGUGACUAAGAUUACUUUUCAAAGAUAAUCUCAAGAUUUCUGUAUAACCAUAUAGACGAUGAAACUGAAUACUAUUAUUAGAAUGCAGGCCCUUAGACAAAUGGAUGGGAUUAUUUGAGGGUCAUAAAGCUCUCACUUUUAUCUGUGAUAGUAAUUUAGACCCCCAUCAUAAAUUGAUCACUACUUACUCAUAGUAGCCAUGCAAUGCAAGAAAAUAUUAAAAAUACACAAAAUAGAAAAUAUUAAAAAUACACAAAAUAGAAAAUAUUAAAAAUACACAAAAGAUUAUCCACUGAUUUAUCUUUAUCAUAGUUCUUAUAUAUAUAAGAUUUUUUAAAUCAAACAAAUUUAAAAACAAUGUUUGUUAUUGGUAAAACACUCCCUAUUCUUUGUCACUAGCAACUAUUUGUCAUAUAAAAUGAAGUAUGUAACAUAUAAUAAAACAGAUAGAGGAAACAGUUUAUUCUGUUAGUUUUUUAUCUCAAUUACAAAAAUGUACUGGUAUCUCUCUUGUUUUCUGUCCACUUAUAUUUUUAUUAUUUUAUUUUUACAUAUUUUAUGCAUGUUUUUAUUGUUUAUUAAAUGAUACAAUUUUUAAUG
Mytilus trossulus (common blue mussel) is the source of this 3247-nucleotide messenger RNA. Its product is annotated as GRIP and coiled-coil domain-containing protein 2-like. The record is from RefSeq and is a predicted model, not a curated record. The transcript is spliced from 13 exons. Bases 372 to 2036 code for a protein of 554 amino acids. Lineage: Eukaryota; Metazoa; Mollusca; Bivalvia; Mytilida; Mytilidae.